Molecule: messenger RNA, 2263 nt
Organism: Oncorhynchus mykiss (rainbow trout)
Lineage: Eukaryota; Metazoa; Chordata; Actinopteri; Salmoniformes; Salmonidae
Source: RefSeq, a predicted model, not a curated record
GGUGCGUUCGUUUUCAGGCCUUCUGGGCGGGUUUGGAGUGGUCUUGUUAUAGAUAGAAAUUGUAUAUAGACCUGGCAACCACAACAGCAGCUAGUCAGCCACCAUUGUUCAGACCUGGCAACCACAACAGCAGCUAGUCAGCCACCAUUGUUCAGCAGCUUUUUAACAAACAUAGCAGAAACAUUGGAGCCCUUUAGACACUAUCUGUGAUUAUUAGCCAUUUUGUUUUCAACACACUUUCAUCGUAUCUACCAGUUACCCCAUUUAAUAGCAUAUUUACGUUGUGGUUGUCAGUCAGCUAGCUGGAUGGUUACAUUACCACUAGGCUAGUCGCUAACGGUAACUAGCUAACGUUAGCUAGAUAACAUCUCCGACUAUGAGCUCCCUAAACUACUCCUUCCCUGCUAAAGAAGAGGAGAUCGGAUGGACGGAGACAGAAACUCCCGUGAAAGAGGAGAAGGAAGAGGAGGCUGUUACAGUAAAACAAGAAGUAGAGGGUGAAGCUGGUACAUUGAAAGAAGAAGAGAAAGAAGCUUUCGGAGUGAAAGAGGAGAAUGAUUAUACCGUGAAAGAAGAGGAGGAAGAGAAACAAGACGAUGCGUUUUUUGGAGUGAAAGAGGAGAAAGAUUUUACCGUGAAAGAAGAGGUUGAAGAGAAACAAGACGAUGCGUUGUUUGGAGUGAAAGAGGAGGCGGCCAUGACAGUAAAGGUAGAGGAAGACGUUUUUAGAGUGAAAGAGGAGGAGAUGACUGUCUCGUUGGAGGAAGAGGAGACUGGAGAUAUCAUUAACACCAGAAAGAGAACAGACUUUCAUUCUGACAGUGGGAAGAGUCCUUCAGAGGAACCAGAGACAUCCAACCCAGCAAGGCGACACUGCUGCUCCCAGUGUGGAAAGAGUUUAACUCAGUUAGGGAACUUGAAAAUACAUGAACGAAUACACACAGGAGAAAAGCCUUACCAAUGCUCCCAGUGUGGGAAGCGUUUUACCCUGUCAGGACACCUAAAAGUGCAUGAAAGAACACACACAGGUGAGAAGCAUUUAGCAAGACCACACCACUGUUCCCACUGUGGAAAGCAUUUUACUCAGUUAGGGAACUUAAAAAUACAUGAACGAAUACACACAGGAGAAAAGCCUUACCAAUGCUCCCAUUGUGGGAAGCGUUUUACCCAGUCAGGGUACUUGAGAACCCAUACGAGGACACACACAAGAGAGAAACCCUACAAAUGCUCCCAGUGUGGAAAGAGUUUUACCCAGUCAGGACACUUGAAAGAACAUAAGAGAACACACACAGGGGAGAAUCCUUACCAAUGCUCCCAGUGUGGGAAGCGUUUUACCCUGUCAAGUCACCUAAAAGUGCAUGAAAGAACACACACGGGGGAGAAGCCUUACAAAUGCGCCCAGUGUGGAAAGAGCUUUACCACAUUAGUUCAAUUGAAAGAACACAAAAGUAAACACACAGGGGAGAAGCCGUUCCACUGCUCCCAGUGUAGAACAAGUUUUACACAAUCAGGAGGCCUAAAAAUACACAUGAGAAUACACACAAAAGAGAAACCCUACCAAUGCUCCCAGUGUGGAAAGCGUUUUGCCCGGUCAGGGCACAUGAAAGAACAUAAGAGAACACACACCGGGGAGAAGCCUUACCAAUGCUCCCAGUGUGGGAAGAGUUUCACCCUGUCAGGGCACUUAAAAGUGCAUGAAAGAACACACACAGGGGAGAAGCCCUACCAAUGCUCUCUGUGUGGAAAAUGUUUUACCACAUCACAGAAUCUUAAAGUACAUGAGAGAAUACACACGAGAUAGAAUCUUUACCACUACUUCCAGUGUGGAAAUUGAUAUUUCACAUCACAUGAAGAGGGAGUGGUUACAGAAUUGAUUGGACAACACCUAGUAAGAAAUACUAUACACGUUAAACAUGUGAAAUACUGUAGAUAUGUUAUUUAAAAAAUGCAACUCGAAGCUAGAAGCAUCAGAGUGCCUAGAAAGGUAGUUCUAACCUUUAAAUAUGACUGGGCAAAGUCAUUAGUUCUAACCUUUAAAUAUGACUGGGCAAAGUCAUUAGUUCUACCCUUAAAUAUGACUGGGCAAAGUCAUUAGUUCUAACCUUUAAAUAUGACUGGGCAAAGUCAUUAGUUCUACCCUUAAAUAUGACUGGGCAAAGUCAUUAGUUCUACCCUUAAAUAUGACUGGGCAAAGUCAUUAGUUCUACCCUUAAAUAUGACUGGGCAAAGUCAUUAGUUCCGCCCUUAAAUAUGACUGGGCAAA